Molecule: messenger RNA, 2372 nt
Organism: Condylura cristata (star-nosed mole)
Lineage: Eukaryota; Metazoa; Chordata; Mammalia; Eulipotyphla; Talpidae
Gene: ANAPC7
Product: anaphase promoting complex subunit 7
Exons: 12
Coding region: 1-1734 (577 amino acids)
Biological process (GO): cell division
Molecular function (GO): protein binding
Source: RefSeq, a predicted model, not a curated record
AUGACUUGGGCGAGUCUCAAAAACGUGCUGAAAACAGAGCGCGAGGUGGAGGGACCAACGUCUAAAUCCACCUCCAGGCCGUGUCCGGCAGAAGCUGGCCCGCGCGUGGGAACUCUGACCCUGCGUUUUUUCCUCAGGGAGCUGUUCUCCCCAUCUCAGAAGUACCAGCUGUUGGCGUACCACGCAGAUGCCCUCUUCCACGACAGGGAGUACCGGAACGCUGUGAGCCGGUACGCCAUGGCCCUGCAGCAGAAGAAGGCACUGAGCAAAACGUCCAAAGUGAGGCCUUCAACUGGGAAUUCUGCAUCUACUCCGCAAAGCCAGUGUCUUCCUUCUGAAAUUGAAGUGAAAUACAAAAUGGCUGAGUGUUACACCAUGCUAAAGCAAGAUAAAGAUGCCAUUGCUAUACUUGAUGGGAUCCCUUCAAGACAGAGAACUCCCAAAAUAAACAUGAUGCUGGCCAACCUGUACAAGAAGGCUGGCCAGGAGCGCCCUUCGGUGACCAGCUAUAAGGAAGUGCUGAGGCAGUGCCCCCUGGCCCUCGAUGCCAUUCUUGGCUUGCUCUCCCUCUCCGUGAAGGGCGCGGAGGUGGCCUCCAUGACGAUGAACGUGAUCCAGACCGUGCCCAACCUGGACUGGCUUUCUGUGUGGAUCAAAGCGUACGCUUUUGUGCACACUGGGGACAACUCUAGAGCGAUCAACACCAUCUGUUCCCUGGAGAAAAAGUCCUUACUGCGAGAUAAUGUGGAUCUACUGGGAAGCUUAGCAGAUCUGUACUUCAGAGCUGGAGACAAUAAAAACUCUGUAUUGAAGUUUGAACAGGCACAGAUGUUGGACCCUUAUCUGAUCAAAGGGAUGGACGUGUACGGCUACCUGCUGGCGCGCGACGGGCGCCUGGAGGACGUGGAGAGCCUCGGCUGCCGCCUCUUCAACAUUUCGGACCAGCACGCAGAGCCCUGGGUGGUCUCCGGGUGUCACAGUUUUUAUAGCAAACGCUACUCCCGGGCGCUCUACUUAGGCGCCAAGGCCAUUCAGCUGAACAGCAACAGCGUCCAGGCUCUGCUGCUGAAGGGAGCGGCCCUCAGGAACAUGGGCAGAGUCCAGGAGGCCAUAAUCCACUUCCGGGAGGCCAUCCGACUUGCCCCUUGCCGCUUGGAUUGCUAUGAAGGUCUCAUCGAAUGUUACUUAGCUUCCAACAGCAUACGGGAAGCCAUGGUCAUGGCCAACAACGUUUAUAAAACUCUAGGAGCCAACGCCCAGACCCUUACCCUGCUGGCCACUGUUUGUCUCGAAGACCCAGUGACACAGGAAAAAGCCAAAACUCUGUUAGAUAAAGCCUUGAGCCAAAGGCCGGACUACGUGAAGGCUGUGGUGAAGAAGGCAGAACUGCUCAGCAGGGAGCAGAAAUACGAGGAUGGGAUUGCCUUGCUGAGGAAUGCGCUUGCCAACCAGAGCGACUGUGUCCUGCACCGCAUCCUGGGGGACUUCCUCGUGGCUGUCAGCGAGUACCAGGAAGCGAUGGACCAGUACAGUAUUGCGCUCAGUUUGGACCCCAAUGACCAGAAGUCCCUAGAGGGAAUGCAGAAGAUGGAGAAGGAGGAGAGCCCCACGGACGCCACCCAGGAGGAGGACGUGGACGACAUGGAGGGGAGCGGGGAAGAGGGGGACCUGGAGGGCAGCGACGGCGAGGCGGCUCAGUGGGCUGACCAGGAGCAGUGGUUUGGCGUGCAGUGAGGUGGCGGCGUGUGGCCGUCCCGGGCUCCCUUGCGGACUGAGGAACUCGAGGCGCCUACCCCUGGGGACUGUCGUGUCCAGCGCGCGCUGCCACAGGGCUUGUGCCCUGGCUCCACUAUUCUAGUAGUGAGUUCGUUUUCGGGCACCGAGCCUGACCAGCCCCACAGGGAGGGCUCGGCGCUGGGGGGCUGGGCAAGCGGGGCCUGGGUAUUGUGGAUUCCUGACCCUGAAGGCUCCGCCAGUAGACGGUGCUUUGUCUGCGAGUGACCUGUCAUCCAGUGGGAAAGCGUCCUCGCCCGAGUUGGGCAGCAGGACAGGCUGGCCCUGUCACAUACGGUCUCUGCUUCCAGAAAUGGCCAUGAGUUCUCAAACCUCCUGCGUGACCUUGCUUCCUUCCGACGUGAGGAAUGCCUUACGCAGUUUUCAACUUGCUGAUGUGGUCACCUGCCUGAGCCGGCCAGACGUGGGAAGCAAGCGGGACAUGUGGGCACCCGACAAUAAACUGGCUUGUACGGCGAUGGUGUUGGGUCGGUCAGCGUGGAAGCCUUGGUGGGCGCUUACUCUUCGCUCUCUUACUCACGAUGCGUUGAUUCUGUUCUGGAAUCAGCUGGCUGUAAAUGUGUUGUUGGCCCCCCCCC